Molecule: messenger RNA, 1982 nt
Organism: Salvia miltiorrhiza (redroot sage)
Lineage: Eukaryota; Viridiplantae; Streptophyta; Magnoliopsida; Lamiales; Lamiaceae
Exons: 2
Coding region: 639-1880 (413 amino acids)
Molecular function (GO): protein dimerization activity
Source: RefSeq, a predicted model, not a curated record
AACGCUUCGUCUUCUGCUUCAAGCCGUUGCAGAUGCCGAUUUUAUUUCAUGGGGAAGGUAUUAAUCUCUUCAAUUUCUCAAUUUUUACCGUUGAAUCAGAAUCAGUCACAUAUAUAGUUGUAUAAAUAGAAUGAGGUAAAUUAAUUCUUCUCACCAAUUUACUCUUUGAUUAUUGUCCUUCUUGUUCUUGAGCAAAAAAAUUCACACUGUAAUUUACAGAUUGUCUUCGUUUGGGUUCGUAGCGGCGAAGAUUGUUGUUGUACCCUCAUUGUCUAUUUGUCUUCUGGAAUCUGGAUUCUGGUAAUUGACUAUCAAGUUUGGGGCUACCUAUUACAAACUCUCAAGCUCCAAUUUCUCCAGCCUCCAGGUGCUAUUAUUCUAUCAUUCAGGAAGCAAAAUAUUUUUCAGUAAUUCUUGAUUGUACACCAGAUUUUAGUCACCAAGAGCAAAUGACUUUGAUAAUUCGAUGUGUUGAUAUGUCAUAUAGCAAAGUGAAAAUAGAAGAGUAUUUUUUAGAGUUUAUUAAGGUGGAUGAUACAUCUGGUUUAUGACUUUUUAAUGAAUUACAAAAUGUGCUAAAAUCACUUGAUCUUAAUAUUGAAGAUGUUAGGGGACAAGGUUAUGAUAAUGGUUCUAAUAUGAAAGGAAAACACCAAGGAGUUCAAAAAAGGUUGCUUGAUAUUAAUCCAAGAGCGUUAUACAUGCCAUGUGCUUGCCAUAGUCUUAAUCUAACUUUAAGUGAUAUGGCACAUUCUUGUGUGAAAGCAGUUUCUUUCUUUGGAAUAGUACAACGUAUAUAUACAUUGUUUUCAAGUUCUACUAAAAGGUGGAAAGUUUUACUCGGUAAUAUUGAAGGGUUGACUGUAAAAUCUUUGUCAAAUACACGUUGGGAAAGUCGUAUUAAUAGUGUUAAAGCAAUUAGAUUUCAAUGUGUUGAACUGAGGGAUGCUUUAUUAAAUUUAUGUGAUAUUUGUGAUGAUGCAAAGUCAAAAAGUGAAGCUGAAAGUUUAGCUACAUCAAUUGAAAAUUUUGAAUUUCUACUUGGUAUGGUUAUUUGGUAUGAAAUCUUAUCUAUUGUAAACAUGGUGAGUAAAAAAUUGCAAUCAAAAUCUAUGUGCAUUAACUCUGUCAUGAAUCAGUUAGAAGGUUUAAUUGCAUAUUUUGAAAAAUAUAGAAAUGAUGGUUUUAAUUCAAGUUUGGAUAUUGCUAAAAGCAUUGCAUCUAAUAUGAACAUAGAGCCAAUAUUUCCAACAAAACGUCGUAUUACUAGAAAAAAACAAUUUGAUGAAGGAGAAAAUGUUGAGGUUUCAUUAUCACCGGAGGAGUCAUUUAGAAUUGAAUAUUUUGUAGUUAUUGUGGACAUGGCAAUUGGUUCUUUAAAAUCUAGAUUUGAACAAUUGAAAUCAUUUGAACAUAUAUUUGGUUUUUUAUUUGAUUCGAAAGUUCUAAAGUCAUUGGAUAAUGAUGAAUUGAGAAAUUGUUGUGUUAAUCUGAACUCUGCUCUUACCCAUGAUAAUCUAUCUGAUGUUAAGUUAGAUGAUCUAUUUACGGAAUUAAAAAUAUUACAAGUGACUUUGCCAAAUGAGACAAUAUCUGCUAUUGAAAUUCUUGAAUUUGUGAAAAGUGCAGAUUGUUAUCCAAAUGCUGCAAUUGCUUAUAGAAUCAUGUUGACAAUGCCGGUUACUGUUGCGUCAGCUGAGAGGAGCUUCUCAAAGUUAAAGUUGUUGAAAACAUAUUUGAGAUCGUCAAUGUGCCAAGAGAGAUUGAAUGACUUGGCAAUAUUAUGUAUAAAAAAAGAGAUUUUAGAUAACAUAGAUUUGGACGAUGUUGUAGAUGAUUUUGCGAGUAAAAACGCUAGACGAAGUCAUUUUUAUAAGUAAUGAAAUAUUUUUAUUUUCAAUAUUUUGCGCGCAAAAAUAUAUUGAGGGCCCAUUUUUUUAGUUUCGCCCAGGGCCCCAUUUUUGCCAGGACCGGCCCUGCAU